AUGGUCGGGCUGAGGCUCGGCCAUGGAGGGAAGCUUCAGCUGAGAUCGGUGGACCCACCGGCCUGGUUUUCCCAGGAGGACCGCUGUGGGAACACUGAAAAGGACCCGAAAGGGGCCGCCCCGCCUCGGCUUGAGAGGGCGUGGGGCAGAGGCUUUGGGGCACAGGGCAGGGCGUGCAAGGGGCACCAGCCUCUCCCCCCACAGGCCUGGCUGACCGAGAUCCAGGAGUAUGCCCAGCACAACGUGGUGCUCAUGCUGUUGGGCAACAAGGUGGACUCUGCCCACGAGCAUGUGGUGAAGAGGGAAGACGGAGAGAAGUUGGCCAAGGAGUACGGGCUGCCCUUCAUGGAGACCAGUGCCAAGACAGGCCUCAACGUGGACUUGGCCUUCACAGGCAUCGCAAGGGAGUUGAAGCAGCGCUCCAUGAAGGCUCCCGGCGAGCCCCGCUUCCGGCUGCACGACUACGUGAAGAGGGAGGGCCGAGGGGACUCCUGCUGCCGACCCUGAACCUGGCUGAACUCAAUCCCUGUCUCAGAAGGCUGGACAGGUCUACAGGCCCUUCUGACCUUGUCACCCAGUGGCCAACCCCAUGACAUCCAUUUCUAGGACCCCGGGCCAAACCUCACCGCUUCCUCCCCCCAGCAGCAGUCUGUCUUCCGGCUUCACAGGGGCAGCGCGUGCACAGCCUCCCUUCGCUGGCUGUGGCCUCAGUGCCUUGCCCUCGAGGCCGUCAGGUCAACAAGGUCCUCUGCAUGGGAGGGGGCGUGGCACCAAGUGCACACACCGAGCCACAGCACUCUGCUGCCCCCUCCUGGGCACACCCAGCUAUGAGGCUGGGCCACCGGCUGGCGCCACGAGUUCAAAGCCUAACCCCUUGGAAAAGCCAUGUCUUCACCCGCACUCAGCAGCUCAGGCAGAGAAAGGACUUUGGCCCAUGCCUGGGACAGAGGCCUUCACCACUAAUCACAUUGUGCAUUUGUGCGCCCGGGGAGCCACCCGCUCCCAGUCCACCCAGUAGGAGGCUCCGGUUCACCAAACAUCAACAGGGUCUUCUCGUGUGACCUUGGAGGACACGUGUAGCUUUGUGAUGCUGGGACUAGCAUGUGAGAAAUCACUGAAAUAGGAAACUAGGAUUGCCAGCCCAGCCUGCCUACCAAGCUUCCAACUCUGCAGGCCAGGGUAGCAGGUCCAGCCGGCCCACAGCUGAGGUCUGUGACCGCCAAGCACGCCCCACCUUGCACUACAGCUAUCAAGCUGGUCUUUUGAUUGCA
This is a messenger RNA of Propithecus coquereli (Coquerel's sifaka), 1271 nucleotides long. RefSeq names its product ras-related protein Rab-26-like. NCBI's taxonomy places the organism in Eukaryota, Metazoa, Chordata, Mammalia, Primates, Indriidae. Bases 1 to 507 code for a protein of 168 amino acids. Gene Ontology annotation, molecular function: GTPase activity; GTP binding. The record is from RefSeq and is a predicted model, not a curated record. The transcript has 5 exons.